Molecule: messenger RNA, 2564 nt
Organism: Acipenser ruthenus (sterlet)
Lineage: Eukaryota; Metazoa; Chordata; Actinopteri; Acipenseriformes; Acipenseridae
Product: TCF3 fusion partner homolog
Exons: 6
Coding region: 408-1016 (202 amino acids)
Biological process (GO): apoptotic signaling pathway; apoptotic process; positive regulation of apoptotic process
Cellular component (GO): Ino80 complex
Molecular function (GO): DNA binding
Source: RefSeq, a predicted model, not a curated record
AAGAGCACAGGAAAUAUAAUACUGCAGUCCAGCAGCAGGUGGAAGCAAUGCACCAAAAACGAUUCAAGCAGUCAUUAAACAGAAAGGAAGGAAGCUCGGUCCCGUGUCGGCCAUUGAGGCUCCAGACUUUCAAUAGGAUAGACUCGAUCACUUCCUCCGGUGUGGAUCCGCAAUGGCGUUAUGUUGACGAUGCCUUUACACGCCGAGGACGACAAUACAACGCGUCGAAAAGAAAGCUUGAAACAAAACGGGGGAAAAGAGCGACCGGAUUUAAAUAUAACCAGUACAGAUUUCCACCGACGGUAGUUUCAUAAUUGUGUAGUAGCUAUGUGUGCUUAGACUCGUGUUUUAAAAAGGUAGACAGCGAGUGGUUUUCCGGUAGGAUUUGCAUUAACGGCACAGGGACCAUGAUGGAAGACUUCUCUGACCUAGCCCUGCCCCCUCUGUUCGGAGGUCACAUCCUGGAGGCGGAGCUGGAGACGGAGGGGGUGGAGUUUGUGGACGGGGGCGGAGUCUCGGAGAGCCAGGUGGAGGAGGAGUCUCAGGAGAGAGAGAGGAGGGAGAGCGAGAGAGAGAGAGACAGGAGGAAGUACUGCAACCUGAGCAGGAGGUGUAGAGAGAUCGAACAGGUGAAUGAACGCACUCUCAAUCGUCUUCACCAGGUGCAGAAGCUGAGCAGGCAGCUGAAGAAGGAGAGGCGGUUCUUGAUGAAAACUCUGAAUUCCUAUGGAGAUGAUUACAGGAGCGCCCAGCUGACCUUUCUAUUGGAGGAGGAGCUGAGUGGCACUGCUGACUCCGCCCACAGAGAGGAGGGGGAGGGACCUGAAGAAGCUGCUGGCUCCUCCCCCUCCGCUCUCCUCCAAUCAGCCUCCAGCAACAAGAGGAAACGGCACCGUGCAGCCAAGGAGAAAGAGGCGCAGCUGGAAGGAGAGAUGUCAUCUCACUCUGAAACUCAUGUCUCUGGGUACUGCAGUGGCAGCAGCCCGGUUCAAAGGACCCCUUCAGACUUCCCCUAGCCAGACUCAAAGGACCCCUUCAGACUUCCCCUAGCCCGGCUCAAAGGACCCCUUCAGACUUCCCCUAGCCCGGCUCAAAGGACCCCUUCAGACUUCCCCUAGCCCGACUCAAAGGACCCCUUCAGACUUCCCCUAGCCCGACUCAAAGGACCCCUUCAGACUUCCCCUAGCCCGACUCAAAGGACCCCUUCAGACUUCCCCUAGCCCGACUCAAAGGACCCCUUCAGACUUCCCCUAGCCCGACUCAAAGGACCCCUUCAGACUUCCCCUAGCCCGACUCAAAGGACCCCUUCAGACUUCCCCUAGCCCGGCUCAAAGGACCCCUUCAGACUUCCCCUAGCCCAGCUCAAAGGACCCCUUCAGACUUCCCCUAGCCCGACUCAAAGGACCCCUUCAGACUUCCCCUAGCCCGACUCAAAGGACCCCUUCAGACUUCCCCUAGCCCGGCUCAAAGGACCCCUUCAGACUUCCCCUAGCCCGGCUCAAAGGACCCCUUCAGACUUCCCCGAACCCGGCUCAAAGGACCCCUUCAGACUUCCCCUAGCCCGGCUCAAAGGACCCCUUCAGACUUCCCCUAGCCCGGCUCAAAGGACCCCUUCAGACUUCCCCUAGCCCGACUCAAAGGACCCCUUCAGACUUCCCCUAGCCCGGCUCAAAGGACCCCUUCAGACUUCCCCCAGCCCGAACCGGCCUCAAAUGCAAUGGCCAAAAGUUUUGCAUUACCUAGAAUUUUAGGAUUGAGACAUUAAUUAAAAAACAAUAUCUAUAGGAACAGAAUUUAGAUAUUUUAUUGCACAUUAUGUAAUAGUAGUAUUUUAUGUUAGAUUUCAAAAUGUCACACACUUCAUUUUUUAUCAGUUCUUCAUUAAGUAGAUGGGAAAGCUACAAGCGGUGUGUAAUUCAAUAUGUUAAGGUAACAUUAUUCAGCAGGUUUCAUUCGACCUUAUGAAGCAAAAUGAGUUCAUUCUAUAGGGUGGGGAUGCAAUACUUUUGGCCAGAGCUGUGCAGCUGCAGCCCCUGAUCACAGGAUCAGAUACACUGUGCCGGGUCAGCAGGGCUGGGGUCUGCCCCGGGCUUCAGAACCGCCCUGAAUCGAGAACAUUUCAAUGAUUGAGAGCCAGGAGCUGAAGGAUUCCUCCCUUACGCUGCGUGGACAGCUCAUAUUAGUGACCUACAGACUUGAAUCCCUGCUGUGAUAAGAAGUGUGGUCAGCGUUCAGAACCCCCUGCAGGGUUCACAAGAAACACGUCGCUUUACCUCUGCUGUGUCCCCUGUUGUCUGCAUCACAGUCUAUCAUUUUUGGUUUUGAUAUUUUUUAUUCACACUUCAUUGGUAAAUAAAUUAGGGAGUUUUGUUUUUCAACUUGGAAAGUUUGCCAAGAGAAACUUUUUAUUUUUCUUUUAAGAAAUGGCGGUGUGUCCAGUUGGUGCUCCCUCCUGCAACAAGGCUGGCACCCUGACUGAAAAGAGUGGUGCAUUGUGGGAGCGUGAUCUGGAAACACUGCGGUCCUUGGAAUUGUUCAAACUCAAUAAAACAUUCUCAGCUGUG